AUUACCUUGAUUAUAUGACAGCGCGUCAAUCCGAUCGGCUUAGACCGUAGAAGAGCGCGCCACAUGCAAGCAUUGUACUCUGGAUAAAAUCGUGUGGCAGCGAUCGCGCGUCGUUCUGUACGCGUGUUUACAAGGAAACGUUUAAAGGAGCUUUUGCAGAAUAAAGUGUCACAUUAAAGGUAAAAGUAACUAAAGGAGAGCCGAGGAACAGGACGUUUUUCAAGUAGCUAAGAUGACUGCCAUGACAAUUCAAUGAGAAGAGAGGACACAAAGUGAAGUAUCCCCUACUUGCUGAAAAGGAGCGACAGAGCGCUCAAGGUAAAAGGAGAAGAGGGGGGAAACGCACGAGAAGAAAAGGCAGAAGAUUUAAAAAGAAACUAUUAGGAAGAAAAGAACUGGCAGAAGAAGAGCCAGGAAAGAGGCAGGGGCGAGAAAGCGGAUAAACGGUGGAUGGAGGCGGCUCGGACCGGGGCUACGGAGAGCUCUUCACUGACGAAGAAGAAGAACAGCAGCAGCAGCAGCAGCAGCAGCAGGGGGGAGAGGAGAUGGAGGCGAAAGGGAGAAACAUGCCCUCAGACAUCAGUUUCCUUCCCCGCCCAGCCAUGGUGUGGUGUGAGCGAGGGAUCCAGGUGCUGUUGACCACCAUGGGAGCUUUUGCAGCUUUUGCACUGAUGACAGUGGCUAUUGGGACUGACUACUGGCUGUACGCCCGGGCCUUCAUCUGCAACAGCACAGCCAACUCAUCACAGGAGGACUCCAACAAUAAGGACAAGAAGGAUCCUGGGGCGCUCACCCACUCUGGCCUCUGGAGGAUUUGCUGCCUGGAAGGUUUGAAGAGGGGUGUGUGUUCCCAGAUCAAUCAUUUCCCAGACGACGCAGACUAUGACCAAGAUGCUGCAGAGUAUCUGCUGCGUGUGGUGAGAGCUUCCAGCAUCUUCCCCAUCCUCAGUGCCAUAUUGCUUCUUUUGGGUGGAGUGUGUGUCGCUUCCAGCGGAUUCUAUAAAAGCAAAAGGAACAUUAUUCUCGGUGGUGGGAUUCUCUUUGUAGCUGCAGGCCUCAGCAACAUCAUUGGAGUGAUCGUGUACAUCUCAGCAGCACUGAGCGACAUCUCCCCCAAGAAGGAUGAGGAUAAGAAGUGGCAUUAUUCCUACGGCUGGUCAUUCUACUUUGGCGGUCUGUCCUUCAUCCUGGCCGAGAUGGUCGGCGUGCUCGCUGUCAAUAUCUACAUCGAGAAGAACAAGGAGCUCCGUUGCCGCUCUCGCACUGACCUCUUCAAGAGCACAACGCACGCCAUGCUUCGUCUGCCCAGCUACCGUUUCAGACGGCGCUCGCGCUCCAGCUCACGCUCCACUGACCCGCCGCGUUCGCAGGAGACCUCGCCCGUUGGAGCUUCCAAGACCUUCAGCUUGCCACCAUCUGCACCGCCAUUCUCUGUGGCCACUCUGCCCAACCCCCACCACACCAGCAGCAGUGGGAGCGGAGGAGGUGGAGACAUCUCCAUGUACACCCUCUCAAGGGACUCCAAGCUAGGCAGCCUCGGAGGAGGUGCCCCACCUCUCUAUGGCACGGUGGACCGUGCCACGCUCUACCAGCUCCACAACUACUUCCCAAAAGAUUCCAGUGGCAGUGGCAGUGGCAGCGGUGGAGGAGGAGGAGGAGGAGGAGCAGUGAUAAGCAGCAGUUCGCUCCCUUCCCACUCCAAGUCCAACUUGGCAGCAGCGGCAGCUGUAGCCCAGAACGCAGCACCGCUGAAUACCUCCACAUCAGCUGCUCCGACCACCCAGCCAGCCCCGAUAUCUACAGCCACCAUGGAGCGGGACAGGGGCAACGUGGGAACCCUGGACCGACUGACAGCCAAAAGGGACCGGGAUAGCAACUCAGAUACGCUAAACAGGAAAACGACACCAGUUUAAACUCAGAGAGAGAGGAGAGGAGAAAUAGAGAUGGAAUUUAGAGAGGAAGAGUAGGGCUGUAAAUGUGUGGGUGGCACGUCAACAAUAAGGUUUCUGUCCUUGAGCCUGAGGUAUCGAGCUGCCAUAAAUAUUAUAAACAGUCAUCAAACAUCUGAUGCUAAGAGCAAAUUCAUGACAGCCGCCUUAAAAAUUGUCAUGACUUUGAAACCUGUUUUGUUAAUUGCACAGCAGGGGUACAGUGGCGGAUUCGGGAAAUGUUUCUUUUCUCUGUUUUUUAUUCCUGAAUUACUCACUAAAUCAUAGAGAUACAAAACUCCCAGAUGUGUAAUAAAACAGCCUCCCAAUGCAGCAGUUAGGUGCCUUGCCGAGGAGGCAGGGGAACGCUUUCGUUAUUUAUUUCCCUUAUCUCAGUUUUGUCAGUUUCUACAAGGACAUCUUUUUAAAUCCUGAAAGAAACAGUAAAGGAAGCUUUGAUGAUUAUAAACCCCACUUACAAAUCACUAAUUUGUACACAUCUUAGAUCGGAUUGGCCUUAAAUCUACAUUUUCUUUUCACAAAGCAAGACACAGAGUCCUUGCUUUUUGGUAUUCUAAACUUUGCAACACUUUUUAACAUAAUAAUUAAAUUAUAAAGUGGCCAGAUGGUACAAGUCACAAUUCUUUCUUCCAUUUCUGUUUUAAAAGGACGAGAGCGUCACAGACGGGUACAUUCUGCCAAGUAACAAGCUGCUCAGUGACAAGUUGACUGCCAAUUGAAGGUCAACAGUAGCUCCUUAACCUCUGGACCCGAGAGAGAGCGACCUCAGCCAUAUCUAACGUAGAUCAGAGGAGGCUGCCGCACUGUGAGCCUGAUUAUUUUUCACUGUGUGUCAAAGGUAUUUACAGUGACAGAUGGGCAUUCACCACAGUUCUAAGGAAAGGAACAGCCAUGGACUUAAAGCUUUAGUCUUAACGCCUCCAUUACUCCACUGCCAGUUGUCGCAGUAAGAUACGGCAACAUGAUCGUUUGAGCAAGUAACUUAUUUUGGCAUCAAAUCUUUCUAGUAUUUGUUUAAACGGAAAGAUUUGCGUUUCCCAAAGUGUUGCCCACAAUUCUUAAACCAUUGGAAAACUUUAUAAAAUGUAAAUAAAAAACAGGAAGGAGACGAGGCAAAUCUCAUAAAUAGAUAUUUUACUCACACAUAUUAAAUGUUUAAACUGAGAAAAAUCUGUCAUUUUGAAAUUGAUGGAAGCAGUAUGUCUCGAAAAAGCUGGGUCAUUCCCAUGUUUGUGUGCAUCAUCCUCUCUUACAAUAUUAGACGUAGGAAUGCUGUUCUACAUCUAAUGUUGGAUCCUAGUGACUCAAGUCCUAGGUCUCCUUUGUUGUGAUGUCAUGAUGCGUCAGUUUUUUGUUUUGUUUUCCAGUUGGGAAAUUCAAGUUGGGAGUUCAAGACAUGAACUCCUCUGUGGUUUAGCAUCUGGUUGGAAGCUUAUGUUGCUCUAAAAUCUGCAUUAGUGCCAGUCUUUUUGCACUCCCUUUUUAACUGAACACUAACAGCAAGCCAGAUGGUUACUUUCCCCUUUAGUCUGGAGGAUGCCAUGUCCUUGUUUUCCAAAAAGAAAUUUUACAUUUCAAUUUAUUUGACCACUCAGUUUUCCACUUGGUCCCUUUUAAAUGAGCAUUGGCCAAGAGAAGUUGACAUGAUCUAAGCUUGCUUGACAGAGAUUUAACCUGUGUUUGUGGACGGCACACUGAUCUGUGUUUGCGCACAAUGAUUCCUAGAUGUGUUCCUGAGCACAUCCAAGGAUUUUCAUGACAAAUUCAUGCUUGCUUUUAAAGCAGUGCUCUGCGAGGGCCCAGAGAGCACAGUCGCCUCGUAUUGAUUUUUUGCCUUGUUGUGCACAGAUUUCCCAAGAGUAUCUGAAAGUUUUGAUGAUAUUAUGUAGCGCAGACGAUGAGUCAUCAAAGUCUUUGCAGUUUUGUGCUGACGAACAUUAUUCGGAUAUUGUAACCCUACAUGUCUAAGCUUUUUAUUUUUACUCAGGUUACUGACCUGAUGUGAAUUAACCUAAUUAGUCCCUCCACCUGUUUCUUUUUAAUAAUCCUCACUUUUCCAGGUAUUUGUUGCUCCCAUCCCAGUUUUUUGAGACAUGUUGUUGCCACUAAAUUCCAAAUCUAUUUUCCAGGAAAUAGUAAAAUGUCACUUUUUAACAGUUGAUAUAUUUUCUGUGUUCUAUUAUGAAUAAGAUAUAGUUUUAUGAGAUUUGAGUAUUACUAUAUUCUAUUUUUACUUACACAAUGCAUAUUUGGCACAUCUUUUUUCAAACAUAAAAAAAAAAUGUGUCCAAUUUACUAUUUUGAAAAUUAAUUUGCACAGACAGCGCUUCCCUUCUCAUGCUUCCCCAACAGCAGACUCAGUAUAUCUUUCAGCUGCCUCUCCAGAGAACCUCUCAUUGUUACAUUGUUACAAUCUUAGAUUGACAUUAGUCUGCUCUGGAGACCAACAGAGAAAAUGCUGGAGAGACACCAUAAUACAAUAGACUUUAAUUUAUUUGCCAUAAUUGCCAGUUAAUAAGGGAAGAGCCAAAAAUAACUUUAUUUUUAAAAAUAAGACAACAAUAAGGAAGUGAUAACCAUGGUUAAAGUUGGAACAUAAUCACCAUCACUCACUCACUUACAUCUUCCUGCUCAUGAUUCAUGGUCAUUUUGUCAUCUGGCAGUGGAAACAUUGUUGGAUGCCAUUUGAAAUUUGAAAGCGCUCGUAGAGCUGGACGUUUAUGCACUUUAUGUGUGUUUUUAAAUGAGUAAAACUGAUUCCAGGGUUUGUAUGACUGCUUAUGAUAACGAUUUGAUACCGAAGGCUCCAAGGCAGUAUCUGUUGAAUGUCCCGCAAAGGGCUGCAAAAACCAAGGACAUGGUGGGGUUCAAUUCAGUUUACACUCAGGGGAUGGAGAUUUAGUUAGAAUCAGAAGUUACAAAUUACUCUAAUAUAAGAGAUCAGCCAUUUUACUCAAUAUUUAAAAGUGAGCAAAGCAAAAAACGUUCUAACCAUUCAGUCAGAUUUGAAGUAAAAGCCUAUUUUUGAGGGGGUUUAUGAAAUGUUGCCUGAGAUUUCUAAGAGGAAAAUUCUACAGCGAGACAUGUACCACAUAACAUGUGCUCUAAAUCUGAUUACUGGACUGAUAUGUAAAAGUCAGACUGCACUUCUGAAUCAGCUGCGUUUGAAAAUGAAUUCAACCCAACCCCGGUGACAGAAAGUCGGAGGAAGAGGGAAAGAGAAACGAGCGCGCACACCAGCUUCCGUUCCUCUUCCCUCGGUCUCUUUAUUAGCUAUAACUAUAUACUAUUUCUGAAACUAGAAUAAUAAAUGUAUUAUUGAGUAUAUUAUCAACCCAUUCACUAAAACAAAAGCACAUAAUGUCUGUAAAUGGUAAUCUUUGGGUUGUCUUUUCAUUCUGAGUGAUUAUCAUCUCUACAUGAGAUUGUAACUCCUUGAAUAUUAUUAUCAUGUUGCUGGUGUUUCUAUGAUCGUAAUGGUUAUUGCAGGGUAUACAUUUUUUUGUAAUAUUUUUAUAUUCGUUUCGAUGACUUUUUAUUUUUCUUUCUCUUGCUUAUGUACACUAACAGUCAGUGGUGUCACGUGGAAAGCAUGUGAACAAAAGUGAGAGGGUGUGUAAAUUCAUUUAUAUAUCAUCUUAUUCAUUUUAUCAGCUUUGAUUUGUUCGGGGAAAGUUGACUGAGCAUGCAUGCUCUGUUUCAGCAACACCCUGCUUCACCCUCACAACGCUGGAACUGGAAGCUGGCCGAUAAAAGCCUCCCUGUUGGGUCAGUUUAGGAGUGGCUCCCCUGGGACAAUUGGGUGUUAUGUGCCUUGCUCAGGGGCACGUCAGUAUUUGAAAGAAAGUAAUUUUUCUUUUCUAACCAUUCUACAUAUAACUAGACAACUUUCUGGACCACAGUUUGUUUGUUAUUUUUGCUGUUGUUGUUGUUUUUUACCCAGUUGUCACUUUGAAUGUGUAUAAUCUUUUUAGUGUAAAUGUUUUUUUCUAUUCUGUUUACAUGUAAUUAAUUCUUCCGUUGUCUUUUAGAGAAAUAUUUUUGAAACGUUUGUCUUAUUUGCGAAUAAGGUUGGGCAACUGGAUCAAUAGGCCCAUAUAACCCGUCAGCUGUUUAUUAUUUAUGUCAUUUAGUUUUUCUAAUUUAGUGGUCUGCCUCUAUGAAAAUUCAGUUUGGCAAGACGUCGAGGUGUAAAUCACAGUUACAAUUAGCAGCGUUAGGAUGUUCGCGUUUAUUUUCUUGAGAGUGAGUUGUCAUGGAGACCUGACAUUAUAUGGUAGUGAUGGCGCUGCAGAAUGUCGAGUUCCUGUGAAAGUCUUUAUUGUCCGACAACUUUCCAAGCUAACAAGUGAUUCCAGAGCUAUGCUAUGUAAGCUAGCUGCAUGUUGCACAUCAGUACAUUAUAGUUUUCUGCACCUGAUCACUUAAAAACCCUUUCAGAACCUGAAAGGUAUCCUGCUUCAUUUGGGUCUAACAGCUUGCAAAUUUAGUCCAGUUUAAAAUAAUUCUCAUAACUAUUUUGUUUGGGGUUUUUUGGCAGUGAACAAGAGUGUGUGCAGCUAGGGGGAGAAGUGGCUGCUGCAUACACGCCCAUCCUGUAUAAUAUAAAGGCAACUGCUGAUUGUUGGACUGACGAUGGCCAGCUGGCAGAUUUUACCACGUCGCCCGGCCCUGUUUCCUAAUGUUAGAUUUUUCUUUGGUGUUUUCUCUUUCUCUAAACUAUUUUACUCUCCUUCCAUUUUAUUCUUCUAUAACCCUGAUCCUCAUUUCUCUCCAUCAUCAUUUUGUCUUCAUUUCGUUGUAGGAAAUGAAUUGAUGUUUUACUUUCUAAACAUUACCAACGUAGCCUAAUAAUCAGUGUUUUUAAUGUUCUGACUAGUGUAUAACUGUAAGCGAUAGACUUUAUAUUAAUCUAUUUAUUUUGGUGGUGGUAUGUAUAGAUAUUCUUAAUGUUAUAUUGUUUCAGAGUUCCUACACCUGUAACUUUGGGCUAUAAAAGGCUUUAUGCCUGCCUGUGACAUAUGCUCAGUAGCCUAAGUGCUGGCAAAGUAAAUGUGGUCUGUGUUGGUGCUGUCUAUGGUUUUUACACAAUAAUCUUUGAGUACAACAAACUACAUCUUUGUUACAGAACUAAAUCGACUCUAGAGCACGUCCUAAUCUUGUAGUUUUGCUUUCUGCAAAAUGUUUAUGAAAACAUGCUCAAAAGCAGAGAUCUCGUUCUUUCGUUUUCAAUUCAUGUCCUGAUGUGAAAGCCAUUUUAAAGCCAGCGUGAGUCACCAGGUUCUUUUCCCAACACCUAGGCUGCUGACACAAGUCAAACAUGAAGCUCUUCAGAUGGAAAACUAGUAAAUUUCCACUCAGCAGACUGAUACACGGAAGGAACAAUAUGGAAAAGGGGAAGCAAUACAAUACAAUAUACUGAUCCUCAUUGGUAAAGACAAAAAAUAUAAGGUAUAUAUAAAUAUAUACAUAUAUAAAUAUAUAGAUAUAUUCAAUAAAGUUCUCUAUGAAAAAUGGUA
Maylandia zebra (zebra mbuna) is the source of this 7468-nucleotide messenger RNA. It is a transcript of the gene cacng8a, whose product is annotated as calcium channel, voltage-dependent, gamma subunit 8a. Gene Ontology annotation, molecular function: channel regulator activity; voltage-gated calcium channel activity. The record is from RefSeq and is a predicted model, not a curated record. NCBI's taxonomy places the organism in Eukaryota, Metazoa, Chordata, Actinopteri, Cichliformes, Cichlidae. Gene Ontology annotation, cellular component: AMPA glutamate receptor complex; postsynaptic density membrane. Gene Ontology annotation, biological process: calcium ion transport; regulation of AMPA receptor activity; postsynaptic neurotransmitter receptor diffusion trapping.